Messenger RNA from Meleagris gallopavo (turkey), 2676 nucleotides. The record is from RefSeq and is a predicted model, not a curated record. Lineage: Eukaryota; Metazoa; Chordata; Aves; Galliformes; Phasianidae.
AAAAAAAAAAAGGAACUAUUGAUGAAACAAGAAUGCAUUUGCUGUGGGAGUUUCUACAAUUGCCAAUAAAAAUCUUGUGAUGUGCUUGCAGUUUCCUGUUUUCUUAAUCAGUUGUGUGUCAUGUGGGAGAUACAGCAGGCUAACUACCAAGUACUUGCCAUCAUUCCAAGGUUGAAAUGAUUGAUGUUACAGUAGCUCGUUCAGAGUAAAAGAUUGUAUUAUACAGCAGACUUGUAUUUAAGGAUGGUAAUUAGAUACUUAAUAGGGAAUGGAAAUCAGAGGUUUCUCUCCCUACUCUCAUUACUUUUUAAUUCCUGAAGAAUUAAUAAGUUUACAAGUGGUGUUGUGAAUCUUAGACCCUCGUGUUCUCCACUUAGAACUGUAUGGGUUAAAGAAGUGCCUCUACUUUGUAUGGAGCUGUUUGAUGUUGAAUUAUUUUAGUUCAAGUUGAAAGGUUGAAUUGAGUACAUUAUGUAUGAAUGUGGCUUUGAGUUUGUAACUCAUAAAGAGGGAGGUUAGGCAUCUUUGUCUCUUUUCAUUUGAAAUGGCCCAAAUCAUGUUGCAGUCCUUAAAAUGAGACGUACUCAAGGCAUUGUGUCAUCCACUAAUGAAAUACGGCUGCCUUUUUGAGCUGAUUUUUUUUUUCCCCCCACUGCUUAAUGUAUACAACAGCAUUCUGUGUUUAAGGAUCGGAAUGGAAAAAUAAUACAACUAGUUGAAAAUACUGAUGAAUUGGUAGGUCAGAAUUAAAAUGACCAGGACACAGGGCUCAACAUCCUUACAGUUUUGCAAAAAAUGACGUUGGAUCUCCAAUGACAGCAAACGGUCGUGCUUCUAUUAAACAUCUUCCACAAAAGACAGUUCUGCUAGUGGCUUGUUUGUCAAAAAUAGCAUUAUAGGACACUGGUCCUUUUCUGACUCCAAGAGAAAAGUGCCAUCUCUGGAAUAAUCAGUGAUGCUUUCCAUUGCAUAUUGAUGUUGCUUGGAGAUGUUACAUCCACACACUGAAACAGUCCAGCUUUGUUUAGCUUGUGAGAUGCAACGGGAUAGAACCUGAGAUGGUAUGGCUACAGAGAAUUAACUGUGAGAAACAGUUACCUUAGUUUUGCAUUUUUGCUUGCUUGUGAAGCUCUGCAAGGGGAAGUGAUGUUUUGAACAGUUCUUUUUACUUGCCCUGCAGCUGAGACAAGGGUGGAGGUGGGCAGAACAAAACUGUUUGAAUAUCCAGGUGAUUAAAAUGCCACAGUAUUGCAGAAACCUAUUUCAAUUCUUUCUCAGAGAAAAGUUCGUGGUCUUCCCAUAGUGAGGGGGACUCUUCCUCCGCCUCCUGUGUUCAUCCCACCACUCCAUGUGCACCAACCAAACUUAUCGAGAUUAUCUCUGACUGCAGCUGGAAUGAAGAUUGCAAUAAGAUAUUGACCAUCCUAUCACAGCACAUCAACAGUAACAUGCCACAGUGCCUCAAAGUGGGUAGCCUCAUUAUUGAAUUGGCUUCGGAACACAAGGCUCAGGAUGCAAACAACCCUCCUGUGUACUCCUCCAGAGUGAAAAUUUCAGUGCCAUCCUACCAGGACAGUGAUGAGAAGCCUGAGUCACCUGACUUGGAGACUCCCGAUAGUGGAGUGCCGUCAUGCAAAAAAGCAGAAAAUGUAAAGUUCUUUCAGGCUUACACAUUGGACAAGCUACGGGAGAAGUUGCAUGGGGGCAAAGGCUUGCCUUUUUAUGCAGGAAUUUCUCCUGCAGGAAAGCUGGUUGUCUACAAGCGCAAAGCUAAUAUGAGCCACUCAGGCUUGAUUCAGGUUAAUGAUAAAAGGUAUCCUCAGGCCAAACUGCUUUUGGGACAGAUGGGGGCAUUACAUCCUGCCAGUCGGCUAGCUGCUUAUGUCACAGGCAGGCUGCGACCCACAGUACUUGAUAUCUCAACCCUCAGUACUGUGAUCUCCAAGGUAGCAUCCAAUGCUUCUGGGACACCAUCAGUCCAGGUGCCCACAACAUCAGCUCCCAAAACUACAUCUUCCAUCAGCACUACUUCAAACCCCAGUGUGACGACUCUGAAAGCUCUUAUCCCACCACUGAGACAGAUAGGUAGGUUGGAACUUAUUACUGUAUUUUAAAUUGCGUGAAGGUAAAAUAAAAAGCAAGUGUACAGCAUUGCUGUUGAUUUCUUUGCAACAGUGCCUGCUGCCUUUGGCUGACUUGCCAACUAAGCUGCCUCUGCAAUAAAUAACCUCUCUAAAGCAGAAAGUUUUAUUUUUACUUCAGAAUAAGACUAGAGGUGUUGACUUGACUUCUAGUUAUUUUACUAACAAUACUAGAGCAUAUUUUCAAGAAACAAGGAAGAAGGGAUACAGAUACCUACCCAUUGAGCCUCAAUUUUUGUUUUGAGAGUUUUCUUACUAUGAUUUUUGAUUGCUUCUCAUCAAGCAUUGAAAUUAAAAUGAGGGUUUAAAGUGUGAAAGGAUCGCUCCGAGCUGUAGUUCCUCAAAGUUUGUUUUUCUGAUGAUGUUGCACUUAGAAUUGGAACUCAUGUGACCAGCGAAGCUGCAUGAAGCAGUGCAGUGAAAUACAAGACGUCCCAAGUCUGGAUUAGCAAAAGAACAGGUGUGCAGCCGAUAACUACUGGCCUGCAGUCUCAUUGGAUUUCACAAGCUAAACAGGGUUGGACUUAGUCAGCAC